UCUGUCCGUCGCCAUUUUCCUUGUUGUAGGCGCCUCAAAUGUCAUAAUAAUUUCAUUUUUCAGAAAAUUACAUUUUCUUUAAUGUUUUGUGUUCUUUUUCAUGUUUUAUUGAUGUCUAAGGCUACUUCUUAUCCUAAUUUAGCUUUAUUUACAAUAAAUUUUGCAAAUUGUGUAAGUGACUUCUGCCGACACUCCAAGGAUUUAUAAUUGAUGUUUUACAAUGAAAAACAGAGAUCGUCUUCAUAAAAGGUAGCGAGUGUCUUCGACGCCCACAAGACGCUGUAUCAGGGGCUGCGUAGUGCGAUAAACCUCAAACAAUAUUUGUACGUCAUAGAAUGAAAUCGUGAAAUAAAUUAGUGUAAAAAGGUACGUUGUAUGUUGGACAAUGAGUGAUUCGCCUGGAGUGGAGUGGCUCCCGGCGUACAGCCCGGGACCUCCGAGACACAGUCCCCUGGGCCCCAUCCCUCGUUUCCUUUACGAAGAUGUGCAGCCGCCGUCGCUCCAACAGGAAAAUAAUAACAAGGAAAUUGAUCAGAAACAGAACACAAAUAAAAUAAAACACGCCAAGCCAGCUUACAGCUACGCUAGUAUGAUAAGAUUAGCGAUAAGCAGUUCUCCGAAUGGCAAGAUGACACUCAAUGAGAUAUAUAACUAUAUCUGCAAUGCAUUCCCUUAUUAUAAAGAAGCUGGAAAAGGAUGGAUGAAUUCGAUAAGACACAAUUUGUCCCUGAACAAAUGUUUUAUGAAGGUGGCUCGCAGUAAAGAUGACCCCGGAAAAGGUUCAUACUGGGCAAUGGACAGUAGCUACAAGAUGGCAGAAGUGACGCCGCGGCGCAGACGUAGUCUCAGGAUGGCUCCAUACAGUCCAGAAUGCAGUUCAAACAGCAGUGGGGAGGCUGGGGCGUCCGGAGUGGACGCAGCGCCAACGCCUCCCGCAACACCAACGACACCCACAGCGCCAACCACGCCAACCACACCUAACACACCCAACACGCCAACCGCCAACGUGGUCAAGGAAGAGACGACGGUCAAGGAGGAGAACAAUUCGAAACAUACAGACGACGCGUUGUCAGCGCUUAUGAACGAAGAGCUAAUCACAGAUGCGGAUAUCAGUAGAGAGAGCUGGUGGUGGUCGGGCGCGCGGCGGCACGUGUGCGAGCUGCGCCACUCCGCGCUCACGGACGACUACGGCAACUUCCUCGACACGCGCGCGCACGACUGCGACUGCCCCUUCGACGACGGCGCCGCGCUACUUAUACCCGUGCCCGCCCCCGCGCCCGCGCCCUCGCCCCCCUGGCCCGCCUUAUAACGCCGCGGACCUCGCGCCCGGCGACUCGCCUCCUAACCGACUCGCGCUCACCCAGCCAGUCUGAAUUAUUCUAAAUUUUCUACGGAAGUAAACUAUUUAAAUUCA
Molecule: messenger RNA, 1414 nt
Organism: Melitaea cinxia (Glanville fritillary)
Lineage: Eukaryota; Metazoa; Arthropoda; Insecta; Lepidoptera; Nymphalidae
Product: forkhead box protein J3-like
Exons: 6
Coding region: 386-1309 (307 amino acids)
Biological process (GO): regulation of transcription by RNA polymerase II
Cellular component (GO): nucleus
Molecular function (GO): RNA polymerase II cis-regulatory region sequence-specific DNA binding; DNA-binding transcription factor activity, RNA polymerase II-specific
Source: RefSeq, a predicted model, not a curated record